This is a messenger RNA of Penicillium subrubescens, 1416 nucleotides long. RefSeq names its product sugar porter family MFS transporter. NCBI's taxonomy places the organism in Eukaryota, Fungi, Ascomycota, Eurotiomycetes, Eurotiales, Aspergillaceae. Gene Ontology annotation, cellular component: membrane. The transcript is spliced from 4 exons. The coding region runs from base 1 to 1416 and encodes 471 amino acids. Gene Ontology annotation, molecular function: carbohydrate:proton symporter activity. Gene Ontology annotation, biological process: transmembrane transport; carbohydrate transport. The record is from RefSeq and is a predicted model, not a curated record.
AUGCUGAACAGUCCAUUUCAAGGCAUUUUCGGCACGGCACAGGCGCAAGAAUACUUUUCGACCUUCUUUCAUCCCUCGACGCCCAUCCUGGGUGCCAUCAUCUCGACUUAUACUGCCGGCGGUGCCAUAGGCUGUCUCCUAUCAUGGCCAAUUGGCAGAUGGAGCGGUCGCUGCGGCACACUUAGGAUCGGCUCCUUGGUUGCAAUCAUCGGGACAGUAUUGCAGACUGCUGCGCAAGAUGUGGGGAUGCUCAUCGCUGGACGCCUGAUCGCAGGUCUCGCUAUUGGAAUCAUCUACUUCGCCAUUCCGCAGUAUCAAUCUGAACUUGCACCUCCUGAACACCGUGGGAGCAUUGUCGGUCUCCAUGCGCAAUUCAUUGGCUUUGGCUACGCCUUGUCGAAUUGGAUCGGUUUUGGCGUCUACUACGCAAAAGGCCAAUUUACCUACCGUUUUCCUGUUGGCCUACAGGUCUUCUGGGCGCUCGUCCUCCUCAUCGGCACAUUUUUUUUGCCGGAAUCACCUCGCUACCUCAUCGAGAAAGGGAAGUAUGAGGAGGCAUAUAAACUGCUGCAGAAGCUUCGCAAGCCAGAACACUUGGAAAUGACUAAAAAGGAAUUUGUCCAAAUACGUGACCAGAUUGUGUGGGAACAGGAAAACGAAGAAUCGUCCCUCAUUGGCAUCCUGCGCAAGCCUUCAUACCGAAGGCGGCUGAUAUUGGGUUGCGGAAUUCAGAUAGGUCAGCAGAUCUGCGGCAUAUCGGCUAUCAACUACUAUCAGACGAUCAUGUAUAAGUCACUCGGGAUCAAAGGUCCCACGGUGCUAGCACUUGCGGGCGUCUGGGGCAUUCUCGGACCACUUUCCAAUCUGCUGUGCCUUGCAUUCAUUAUCGACCGAGUGAAGCGCCGCACCAUUCUUUUCUGGGGUUCUAUUGGAAUGGGAAUAGAUAUUGCCAUCGUCAUGAUCAUUGUGGCCGUCUUCAGUGGCGGGCCCAACAAAGUGGCCAAUGGAUUUGGCAUCCUCUUCCUCCUCCUCUUCGACAUCAUCUUCUCCAUCAGCUGGAACUCGGGUUGCCCUGUCUACUGCACUGAGAUCUUCCCCACACAGAUCCGAACAACUGGUGGAGCUAUCGCAACUUUCUGGUCCUUUAUCAUCCAGGUCAUCUUGGCACAGGCGUCCCCAACAGCUCUGACCAAUGUUGGAUGGAGAUACUACAUCUUUUUCAUUGUCAUGAACAUCGUCACUGCAGCCUGCGUCUGGUUCUUUGUUCCCGAGACAAAAGGAAAGUCGCUUGAGGAGAUCAACGAGGUGUUUGGAGACUCCUUUGUCACAGUGCAUAUCGACGAAUAUGUUGCCGAGGAGAAGCUCGACCAGGCUGUGUAUCAGCACAAAGAGAUCUCUGGGCAGGUAGCGGCAUAG